Fopius arisanus is the source of this 667-nucleotide messenger RNA. RefSeq names its product NADH dehydrogenase (ubiquinone) B22 subunit (gene ND-B22). Gene Ontology annotation, biological process: mitochondrial electron transport, NADH to ubiquinone. The coding region runs from base 129 to 572 and encodes 147 amino acids. The transcript has 3 exons. NCBI's taxonomy places the organism in Eukaryota, Metazoa, Arthropoda, Insecta, Hymenoptera, Braconidae. The record is from RefSeq and is a predicted model, not a curated record.
GUGGGUAAAUGAGACACCUACAGGCGUACCCUGGAGUCACUGGUGCUGACAUAACCCCAACCGAGAAAAAAUCCAGUACUAUUCGCAUUACUAUUGAUUGAGCCAGAGAAUUGAUCGAGUGUCGGAGGAUGGCUGGACCACUUCCAACUGGGAUUAUAUCGCACUCGAGAAAAGUUUGCAGCCUUUACAAACGAGCUCUCCGUAAUCUCGAGGCCUGGAUUAGUAUGCAUGAGCAGUACAGGUAUGAGGCGGUGCUUCUGAGAGCUCGAUUCGACGAGAACAAAGAUUUGAAAGACCUUCGAAAGGGCAAGGAGCUUCUUCUGGCAGGUGAAGAAGAGCUCUGGCAGUGUUUACAUCCAGCCCCGAUCUACUUCGCUGAAUCCCCAGAGGGUGUUGCUUAUCAACGUGACGUGCCAUGCCCUGAUUGGAUACUCGAUCAAUGGCAUCCUACCGAGAAAGCUAUGUAUCCGAAGUACUUUGCAUUGAGAGAAAAACGUAAGAAAGAGUACAUCGAGUUCUACAAGAAACAAUAUCCCAAUGCACCCACUACUUUUCACCUCGAUGAUCACUAGAUUCUAGAAUAAAUCUCGAUGUUAAAAUGUAGUGAAACCGGAUUUAUUCACAUAAUUAUUAUUAACAGAUUAUAUUAAUUAAUACCAAAAUUAAA